AUGGGAAGAAAUUCUUCUAAAGCACUUACUAGUCCAAAAGUUUCAAAAACUCAGAAGAAGGUGCCUGAAGAUGUUAACAACCAAGAGAACAGAGCCUCUCAGAUGAUUACAUCCUCUGCUAGAAAAAAAAACCAGGGAUGUGAGACAACAGAAUCUUUUUCAAAUGGAUCCAUAUUUUCUCUGGCAUUCCAUAUUUCCAGAAAUACUGAAGGAGAAAUUGUAGAUGGAGGGAGCACACAAAGGCUACAGCUCAAGAAACAUGUGAUAGUUGGCGAAAAAGGGGAAACGAGGCUUAUAAGAGUGGAGAUUUAUCAGAAGCUGAAGUAUGUUAUUCAAAGGGUAUUAGUUCAAUACAACAUACAAAGACACAUGGCGUUUGUAUACAACUUCUUAUUUUCUGUUAUAGCAAUCGUGCAACUAUACGCAUGGAAUUGA
Lactuca saligna is the source of this 435-nucleotide messenger RNA. The record is from the annotation of a GenBank genome assembly. NCBI's taxonomy places the organism in Eukaryota, Viridiplantae, Streptophyta, Magnoliopsida, Asterales, Asteraceae.